UCUCAGCCAGUCCCAGAUAAGAAAGGGGCAGAAGCAACUCUCCUUAGCCUCUCUCUUCAGAAACUGGAGCCACCAGACAAGAGUGGGAGUUUUCUUUUAUCAUCUUUUAUUUUCUUCUUUUCUCUUUUAUUUCUGGACAGUUGAAGACAGAGUGGUCCAUUUCAGAUGCCUUUUAUUUACAUGCAGCUUUAAAUCUUUUCUUCCCAUAUUGCCUUUUAAACAGCUCCAGUUUGGGUAUCACUCUUCAUCAUCCUCACAUCACUUCUUACUCCCUUUAUUUUCCUCUCCUCUUAUCUGUUUAGCUUUCUUUGGCCACGUUUUUUCUUUGGUGGAUCUGGACCUUCACUGUUUGAGACGAGAGGGAAUUGAAACAAAACCAUGAAAGACCUGCCCAGUGUCAAGCCAAUGGACCCAUCCUAAAACAAUCUGAUCAACACCACAGGGAACAAAGAGAACACCCAGGGACGAAAACAGAAGACAGCAGAUCUGAUGAACGUCUUCACUGCACAUGAGGAGAGAACAGGUGUUGCUUUCUGCUGCUUGUGCUCUACAAGAUAAGUGACCUCUUUAGAGCUAUAAGAACACACUAAAGAGAUUUUGAUCUAGGGUCAGACUCAUGGAUUGACUGUAAGGUGCAGAAACUCCUGCACAGAUGUUUUCCUAAAGUGAACUGGGGUCAAAGUGUGAAUGAGCUUCUCUUGAGCCUCUCUGCUCUGAGUGAAAACAUUUAAAUACAGGCGAAGAGCGUGUCAUGAAAGGCUUAAAUCUCACCUGGGGGUUGCUGGUUCUUCUGCUGCUGUGGACCUUUUCGGCUGUCACUGAUGCAGCCGGUGCAGAACGAGGAGGAAGAAGCCAGAGAAGAGGAGGAGGUGGAGGUGGCAGCAGCGGAGGUUCAGAGAAGCGGAGGAGGUUUCACCGCAUCCAGCAUGGCCAGUGCAGCUACACCUUCAUCCUGCCGGAGCUGGACGGAUGCCAGGGUGGAGGAUCACCACCGCAGACGGAGCAAUACGGUGGGCCUCGUGGCGGGACAAGUGUCGUGCAGAGAGAUUCUCCACCUGUAGACGGUGAAUGGUCGGCCCAGAAACUGCAGCACCUGGAGAGCACAAUGGAGAACAACACGCAGUGGCUGCACAAGCUGGAGAACUUCAUUCAGAGGAGCAUGAGGCGGGACGUUGCCAACAUACAGUCACAUGUCGUUCACAACCAAACAGCGACCAUGCUGGAAAUCGGGACGAACCUCCUCACACACACAGCAGAGCAGACACGCAAACUGAACGUGGUCGAAGCCAAGGUGCUGAACCACACGUCUCGGAUAGAGAUUCAGCUUCUGGAGAAUUCUCUGUCCACCAACAAGCUUGAAAAGGAGCUGCUGCUACAGACGUCUGAGAUCAGUCAGCUGCGAGACAAAAACAGUCGUUUAGAGAGUAAAGUUCAGAUGUUGGAGUCUCAGCAGAGAGGAGAGCUGGAGGACAUGAGAGUGGAGAAGAACCGACUGCAGUCUGUCGUCAGGAAUCAGAUGGCAGCGAUCGAGGCUUUAGAGAGGCAGCUGCGAGUGGCCAGCAGCAACAACAGCGCCCUGCAGAGACAGCAGGCCCAGCUAAUGGAGUCAGUCCACACACUCAUCACCAUGGUGGCCAGUACUACAGGUACACACACUGUUCUUACUGCAUGUUUACAUGUAAAACAAUGUGUAAAUACCUGCUUUCAGAGUUCACUACAUUGUAUUGUGUGUUUGUGUGCAGGGUCCCCUCCUCGGACACAGAUGUGGAGGGACUGUGCAGAUGUUUACAAGGCUGGUCACUCUGUCAGCGGUCUAUAUCACAUCUACAUGGGAAACAGGACUGAACCUGUGCAGGUGUACUGUGACAUGGAGACAAGUGGUGGAGGUUGGACGGUGUUCCAGCAGCGGUUUAAUGGCAGCGUAGACUUCCAGAGGAGCUGGCGGGAGUACAAACUGGGUUUCGGGGAUGUGUCAGGAGAGCACUGGCUGGGGAAUGAGGUUUUACACCUGAUGACCAGUCAGGCCCAGUACUCUCUGAGAGUGGAGCUGAAGGACUGGGAGGGAAACACUGCCCACUCCCAGUACGACCGCUUUACACUGACCAGUGAGAGACAGCAGUACAGGUUGUAUCUGAGAGGCUACAGCGGUACAGCAGGAAGGCAGAGCAGCCUGACCACACAUGGGACCGCCUUCAGCACCCGAGACCAGGACAACGACAACUGCGACCACUGCAAAUGUGCUCUGAUGCUCACUGGAGGUUGGUGGUUUGACGCCUGUGGUUUCUCCAACUUGAACGGUAUCUACUACACCGUCGGCCACAACAUCAGGAAGCUCAACGGCAUCAAGUGGCACCACUUCCGAGGCCCCAGCUACUCCCUGCGCUCCACCUCCAUGAUGGUACGACCCUACGACUUCUAACCCCUGCAUUUCCAGAAUGGUUUGGUCCACGACGUCUGACAGCAGCCCAGAAUGCCUUCCUAAUGAUGUGCAACCUUGAAAUAAUUCCCCUCCACCCUUUGGAUCCAACAUGUGCAGCCAUGAUGGUGAAACUCCACCUCCAUGCUCUUGCAGCAAGUUACUUCACUUGAACUUUGUGUGCCGCUUCUUGACCAGGUCGUAACUGAAAAUGAGAACCAGUUCUGAACUAACUUACCUGGUAAAACAAAGGUUAAAUAAAAUAAAUAAAUAUUUCAUAUUUCUUGA
This is a messenger RNA of Amphiprion ocellaris (clown anemonefish), 2704 nucleotides long. RefSeq names its product angiopoietin 4 (gene angpt4). The record is from RefSeq and is a predicted model, not a curated record. NCBI's taxonomy places the organism in Eukaryota, Metazoa, Chordata, Actinopteri, Pomacentridae. Bases 752 to 2419 code for a protein of 555 amino acids. The transcript is spliced from 9 exons.